AUGAACUACCCAUCUGUUCUUUUACUCCUAUUAAUUACCUCUAUAAACGGUGUAAGAGUGCCGAAACAUUAUGAGAUUGAUUUGGAUGCUCCACCAAGAGAGAGAUGGAAUAAAGUGGUGGAAGAUCAUCGCGAUCUUAUUCCAGGAUUUGUUAAAGUAGCUCAAUCUUAUGUACCAAAGCAUCUGCUACCUAUUGCAUUCUGGAUUGCAGGAGAAUUGAACCGCUUUUUUCCAUACGAGUAUGAAGAAGAAAUUCGAGGAAUUUCCAAAGCAUCAGGACUUGCUCUAGGUCAUGUAGUAUCCAUGAACAUUCUCUAUGAUAUCCUAGCCUUUGACCGAAAACAUAUACUGCAAUUGGGAUGUACAUCGAUUGUGGCGCAAAACGAUGAUGGAGUAAUUUAUCAUGGAAGGAACUUGGACUAUGGUAUAGUAGAUUUGCUGAAGAAUGUCACGCUCUUGGUUGAUUUCACUCGUGGAAAAGGAUCAGAAAAAGUGGGUAAAAGAAGUGCUGCAUAA
This is a messenger RNA of Strongylus vulgaris, 516 nucleotides long. The record is from the annotation of a GenBank genome assembly. Lineage: Eukaryota; Metazoa; Nematoda; Chromadorea; Rhabditida; Strongylidae.